Molecule: messenger RNA, 2411 nt
Organism: Hermetia illucens (black soldier fly)
Lineage: Eukaryota; Metazoa; Arthropoda; Insecta; Diptera; Stratiomyidae
Product: proclotting enzyme
Exons: 7
Coding region: 493-2316 (607 amino acids)
Biological process (GO): proteolysis
Molecular function (GO): serine-type endopeptidase activity
Source: RefSeq, a predicted model, not a curated record
AAAUGGGUUUUGUCAAGCCGACGAAGACUGCGGAGUUCAGCACGCUAACAUUCUCCUUCGAUCGGUGCAAGAUUACGUACGGAUUCGGUCUUGCGUGGCGUCAUUAAAAGUGAAAUUUUCAUUGCGUUUUGACGGAAAAUUUUUGUUACUAUUUCGCCGCCAAGCCGUAUUUACCUUCAUGCUCCAUACAUUUCGCGGUGGCGCCAUUUAUUGUGUGGAACUUUCAUUUUCAUCGGACAAAUCGUGUCUUUCCGGUCUAAAACGUUUUCGUCUUGCGCAGCGCGUCUUGGCCAUUCCAUCCGUCUUAGCCGCGUACUAAAUGCAUUCAGUGCUUCGGGCAAUUGCCACUGUCGUCAUUCAAUAAAAAGUGCAAAAUAGGUUUGUGAAGUGCAGAGAAAAUUUUAUUAUUGCAUAAAUUCUUGGAGAUCACUGACUUUCUUGCUUCAUUCCACUGUGAUUUCUUUGAGUUCGCUUCGGACCACAGCUUCCACCAUGGGAUUUAGAUGGCUACUGAUAUUGGGGAUCGUGCAAGUUUGGUUCUCCAACCAGGUCUCAACUCAGCUAUUCCAUCCGGAAUAUAUACCACUACACAGAGAAUCUUACUCUCAGCCACAGGCCGCCUUCAACCCAUUCAUACAAGGACGCCAUGUUCGUCGAACUAGUCGUAAUGAAUUUCUAGAGGAGGAAAUUUUCGCUAGUCCAGAAGUACGUCGUUUUCGCCGAGAGGAUGAAGAUACAACCGAAUCAACGGAAGAUAGUUCCAGCGGUGAAGAUUACGACGAUGAUGACGGGGAAGAAGGUCGCGUGCUUUCAUCAUCAGCCUUCAAUAAAAUUUCAGAAACUCUUGGAGCCUUAAAUACCGUAGGACAUUUCUUAGUAGAUAUGACUCGAGGACAGACACCUACCCAUUCGGCUGAUAAUUCAUCAAGUGUUCCUGAUGCAAUAUUAACUUUGACGAAAACAGUUCUGGGACAAAAUGUAACAAAAACUGUUGAACCAUUAAUUAAAAAACGUAUCGGGACUGAAGAAGAAUCAACUACUGCAUUGAUAGAGGUUAAAAAGAAAAAGAAGAAGAAGAACAAAGUGAAGAAGGACACGCAUACAAUCCUUACAACUAGCACAACCACAACAACCACCACCGAGGCACCUAUCCAAGCACUUAUAAACGAAGCCAACGGUAAGGAAGGCGAGAAUCGCUGUAAAACCCCAGACGGUAAAAGAGGAAGAUGUGAAGAUCUGAGCAGUUGCCCUGCCCUCCUUUUGGAUUUGGGUAGCCUACGAGAGUCACUUUGCUUUAAAAGCUUGUUCGUUCCGGGAGUUUGUUGCCCUAUCGAACAAUCGACCAUUUUAACAACACAAAAGCCAGUAAUACUUACACUACGACCAACAACCAGACCAACACUUCAUACCACUCAGCAAUCGUUGGUACUGGUCCCACAACGCCCAGUAGAGCACAGCACACCCAAACCCCUCCCACCUAUAAUCGAGUCGCCUGACAAUGGCAUCGAGGGUAGUCUUACAAACAUAGUGGAUCCAGAAUACUGUGGUCAACAGGAAUUCACUACUGGUCGUAUUGUUGGUGGCGUAGAAGCACCCAAUGGACAAUGGCCUUGGAUGGCAGCAAUAUUUUUACACGGCCCGAAACGGACAGAAUUUUGGUGUGGAGGUUCGUUAAUAGGGUCGAAAUACAUCCUCACAGCAGCACAUUGUACCAGGGAUUCAAGACAGAAACCGUUUGCAGCCAGACAAUUUACUGUACGACUUGGGGAUAUUGAUUUAUCGACAGAUGACGAGCCUUCAGCUCCAGUUACUUUCAACGUUAAAGAAGUUCGCGCACAUGAAAGAUUUUCUCGAAUUGGAUUCUAUAAUGACUUGGCCAUUCUUGUAUUAGACCGACCUGUCCGGAAAUCGAAAUAUGUAAUUCCAGUUUGUCUUCCUAAAGCCGGAUUCAUACCUCCAAAAGAAAGAUUAGCUGGACGUCGGGCGACUGUUGUUGGUUGGGGUACCACGUAUUACGGUGGCAAGGAAUCCACCGUACAAAGACAAGCUGACCUCCCGCUAUGGCGGAAUGAAGAUUGCGACCGAGCCUACUUCCAGCCGAUCACAGAAAACUUCCUUUGUGCAGGUUUCUCUGAGGGUGGAGUUGAUGCAUGUCAGGGUGAUUCUGGAGGCCCCCUUAUGAUGCGCAUUGACUCUAAGUGGACUCAGUUGGGUGUUGUCUCAUUUGGUAACAAAUGUGGCGAACCAGGUUAUCCUGGUGUUUAUACUAGAAUAUCCGAGUACAUGGACUGGAUUAGAGCUCACACUCGAGAUUAAAUUAGCAAUGUGAAAGCUGUUUAACUUAUGUAAUUAUUUAUUAUUUUUCACACUUGUACAUAGUAGAAUAACACUCACCUUUUUAUAACAAAAGU